Messenger RNA from Punica granatum (pomegranate), 591 nucleotides. The record is from RefSeq and is a predicted model, not a curated record. Lineage: Eukaryota; Viridiplantae; Streptophyta; Magnoliopsida; Myrtales; Lythraceae.
CCAUUCUUCUCGAGCCCGACCAUAUAAGUUCGCCGGCAACUCGUUUUGUCGACUCUCUCUCUCUCUCUCUACCUGUGCGACAGGAUCGUCGUUGUCGUCGUCAUCGUCAUCAGAGCCAAUCCAUCACCCGUGAAGAUCAAAUGGAGGACAACAAUGGCAGCAAGAUCGACCAGCUGGCGACGUGGCUCGGCGCCACCGUAGCCUCGGCCUUCUUCUCCUCCCUGGAGCGUUUCUCCUGUGUCAAUGUCUCCACCACCGACCUCGACGACGAGGAGGACGAGGCCAACGACCGCCCUCUCACCCUCGACCUCUCCAACUCCUCCGUCGUUGAUCCCACCGACGCCGCCAACCUCCCAGUCUGAUCAAUCGAUUCGCUUGCCCUGGGGUAUUCAUUCUCCGGGUAAGACAUUGCAAUUGAAAGAUCGUGGUCCUUAUGUUUGGAAGACGAGGCUUCUGUUCUGUCUAUAAUCAUGUUAUCUGUCUUGUUGAUGAUGAAGGGAUUUAUAUAAUUUGUGAUACUCAACAGAGUUUAUAUCUGUUAAAAAAAGUAUUAUUAAUGAAAUAAAAUUGCUAGACCUCAAUUUACUGCCU